GGAAGGUUGUAGUCAUUUCUGGUUCUUUCUCUUCUCUAUCUCCCUCCAUUCUGUAACAGUCUUGGAGACUCUAGGCCGAAGAUAUGCAGAGUAGAAGAGAAAGUAGUGAUAGAAUGUUUGAAUCAAUGAAUUCCUUUAGCGGCUUUGGAUCACAUAGAUCAAUGCUGUCGAACCUUUUUGGAGGAAGGGAUCCGUUUGAUGAUCCUUUUUUCACUCGCCCCUUUGAUAGCAUAUUUGGUCCUAAUUCUGCACCGAGAAAUAUGCAGAACAUGAACAAAGAAAAGGGAGUGAUUAUAAAAGAAUUAGAUUCUGAUGAUGAUGAGGGAGAUACCAAUUACUCUGAAACUGGAGAUGAUGACAAAAAGCAUUCUAGAUCAACCAUGGAACCAUCUGUUGAGCAUCCAGAUGAUGAUGCUGACGGAGAGAAGCUCAAGCAGGUGGCUCACAGGAAUGAUUAUAGCAAGGUAGAAACCCAAAAGCCUGGCAAUUUUUCUUUCCAGACUAGCAGAGUUACAUAUGGAGGUGUUGAUGGACAGUACUAUGCGUCUACGAGAACCAGAAAAGUAGGAGGUGAAGGGGUAGUUAUUGAGGAAAGCAAAGAAGCUGAUAAGACAACAGGUCAGGCAACACACAGGAUUUCCAGAGGAAUCCAUGAUAAGGGUCAUUCAUUUACUAGGAGGCUUAAUUCAGAUGGUAAGAUUGACACUAUGCAGACUUUGCACAAUCUUAAUGAAGAUGAGCUUUCAGGCUUUGAGGAAAAAUGGAAAGGUAAUAAUAUUGGGCACUUGCCUGGGUGGAAAGGAGGAUCUGGUAUGCAUUGGAAUGAAAGUUCUGGCCAUGGCGAACCUACGGAAAACCGCAUGUGGAGAAAUUGGUCAUGCCCAUCGUUGGAGCAUGGAGGAAGCUCCAGAGGAUCAGUGUCCCGCAAUGAAACGAGCAGUAGUGGUAGAGCAAAGAAAGUUGUGAGGAUCAACAUAGAGUGAUACAGCCAUAUAUCUUUGGUAGAAAAUCCCGGUCCUGUAUUUUUGCCUCCAGAAUGUGCUGAACCAUGUCAAGAGCUAGCUUGAAUAUUCGUCUGCUUCUGAUUCUAUCAUCACGUUAGUGACAUUGUUAGGUUAUGCUCAAUUGCCACGUGCAUAUGGUACGAACAUUUUGUGUCAUUUGAAUACCCAAAGAGUAGUUUGAUUUGGCCUUAA
Messenger RNA from Prosopis cineraria, 1196 nucleotides. RefSeq lists its product as uncharacterized. The transcript has 7 exons. The record is from RefSeq and is a predicted model, not a curated record. The coding region runs from base 84 to 983 and encodes 299 amino acids. Lineage: Eukaryota; Viridiplantae; Streptophyta; Magnoliopsida; Fabales; Fabaceae.